UCUGCUGCCAGCCAGCUUCUUCUUUACUGUUCCUACACAGAGUACUUUCAUACACCGCUGCCGGACAGUCUCUUUUUUUCGAUACGACUAUCUUUUUGAGAAAGAUAUCACGAUACGCUAUAUUUCACAAACGCCAUCAUGAAGUUCGACACUAGCAUUCUUCUUGCCUCUUUGGCUGCUUCCGCCGCUGCUGCGCCGGCUGCCAGGCCCAACAAUAUUGCUCUUGGGAAGCGCUUUCCUGACGGAACCGCAGCCCAGCAACUCCCCGCACACUUCAUUUCCACCGUCCGCCGCCUCUCAAGCGAGAAGAUUAAGACUAAGCGUCAGCUCGAUGGUCUUCUCGACAGCCUGAAUGGCGGCGGCCUUGGUGGUCUCCUUGGAGGACUGACUGGUGACGGUGGUGGUAACGACGAAAACGCUCAGCAGGAUUCUGGCAACGCUCAGCAGGAUUCUGGCAACGCUCAGCAGGAUUCUGGCAACGCUCAGGAGGGUUCUGGCAACGACCAGGAGGGUUCUGGCAACAAUCAGAAUGCUGAUGCUGGUGCUGGUGCUGGUGCUGGUGCCGAGAACGAUGCAGGUAACAACGGCACUGAGGCUGCUGGAGCUGGAAAUGCCGCUGCGGAUAAUGGGCAAGCUCAGCUUGAGGGCGAAGAUGAGCAGGCUCAGGGAAAUGCCGCUGAUGAAGAUAAUGCCCAGAUCAAUGGGUUCGGGGGGAAUGAUAUACAAGCUGCUGGACAGCAAAAUGCUGGUUCUGCUGCUGCACAGCAGGGACAGGCUGGUACUGCUAACACGGCUUCUGCCCAGAAAGGAGCAGGAAACGCGGAUGCAGUUGCUGCUCAGCAAGGCCAGGCACAGGCUGGUAAUGCUAACGCAGCCUAUGGUCAACAAAACCAGGCAGCUAAUGCUGGAAAUGCCAACGCUGCCUCUGCUGAGCAAGCCCAAGGUCAAGCUGGCAGUGGUAACAAUGCUGGUGCUCAGCAAGGACAGGCAGCCAACGCUGGAAACGCCAACGCUGGAAACGCCAAUGCUGGAAAUGCCAACGCUGGAAACACCAACGCGGCUUCUGCUCAGCAAGCUCAAGGCCAAGCAGGUGGUGCUAAUAAUGCUGCUGCCCAACCAUGUGCGGGCGCUGCUGGCGCUGCCGGUGCUGGAAACGCUGGUAAUGCCAGUGUAGCAGACGCCCAGCAAGCCCAGUCUGGCAACGCUGGUGCUGCUGGUAUCGCAUCCGCUCAGCAGGCUCAAGGUCAGAACCAAGCCAGUUCCGCCAAAGCCUCUGGUAACGCUGCCAAUCAGGGCGCCACUGCGGCUGGCAAGGCUGAUUCUGCUCUUGCGGACUCCCAGGAGGAAGACUAAAUACCUUUAUUCUCUAGUUAAACACUGGGAGAUAGUGGGGACUUGACGAGAGCAGGGAAUAGGAAGAAGCGGGAGAAUAAGAGUGGUGGUGAAGAAGAAGGAAGAGGAGGGGUUGGGAAUAUGAAUGGAAAGGGGGCAACAUAAGAAUGGAGACCUAAGGAGAUCAUGACGAUGAUGAGGUGGUAAUGUUACGAUAUAUUUGGGAAGAACAAGUGUACGAUCGCUUUUUUUUGCUAGGUAAUGGGAAUUAUGAACUGGUUUUGUUUGGGAA
Molecule: messenger RNA, 1624 nt
Organism: Bipolaris sorokiniana ND90Pr
Lineage: Eukaryota; Fungi; Ascomycota; Dothideomycetes; Pleosporales; Pleosporaceae
Exons: 3
Coding region: 139-1353 (404 amino acids)
Source: RefSeq, a predicted model, not a curated record